AUGGUUAUCCCAGCUAGUAUAGUGGUGGAGGCUGCAGGCUUGCCUCAAAACGCACAGAUGCUUCAUUUUUGCCCUGCCUUCUUUGACAUAAAUCAGCUUGGGAGAAUGGAAUUUCAAACGGAAGAGAGCAGCUUCAGUCUAGAUAAGUUGGACUCAACAGCAAGAUGUCUGCUGCACGAGCUCACGCACUUGCCUUGGACACUGAACACCAAUCUGAAUGAUGAGCCAAAAGAUAAACGAGGAUGGUUCGAGGUCAUCACCUUUGCUGUCGAUGUUGAUAAGCAAAGCUCAGCACAAACACCGAACACAAAAACAUUCCGCGCGCUGAACGCUGAUAACUAUGCAUGGAUGGCAAUUUAUAAUUAUUUCAACUCUCUGGACAAAUGCGCUGGAAUUCGUUACACCGGCGAGAACCAAGGGCCAAGCACUUGCAAUGCGGAUGUCUGGCCUCAAGAUGCCCUGAAACCUGUCAAAACCACUUGGAAUAGCUGGCCUGGUAGUAACUGA
Mollisia scopiformis is the source of this 507-nucleotide messenger RNA. RefSeq lists its product as uncharacterized. The transcript has 4 exons. The coding region runs from base 1 to 507 and encodes 168 amino acids. Lineage: Eukaryota; Fungi; Ascomycota; Leotiomycetes; Helotiales; Mollisiaceae. The record is from RefSeq and is a predicted model, not a curated record. Gene Ontology annotation, molecular function: metallopeptidase activity.